AACCAUUCACUAGCAUACAACAAAGUAUUUUUUUAUUUUUUUGGCAAUGAACACAAUUUCAUUUACUAUAAAACGAAGUUGAUACGCCUUAUCUCUCCCUCAUACCUCUUCUUCCAAGUCCCAUUUUUACAUCCACAUUCUUUCGUUCGUCGACCACAACAUUAUGGCUCUCGAGGUUGCUGUCAAGGCUGCAGUGGGUGCUCCUCAUCUUCUUGGAGACUGUCCAUUUAGCCAAAGGGUACUUCUGACUUUGGAGGAGAAGAAAAUACCUUACAACAGGCACCUCAUCAAUCUCAGUGACAAACCCGCUUGGUUUCUGCAAGUGAAUCCUGGAGGGAAGGUGCCUAUAGUGAAGUUUGAUGAAAAAUGGGUGCCUGAUUCUGAUGUUAUUGUUGGGAUUCUUGAAGAGAAAUACCCUCAACCUUCUCUCACUACUACUCCACCAGAAUUCACCUCUGUGGGAUCAAAUAUAUUUAGUGCGUUUUCUACUUUCUUGAAGAGCAAGGACUCAAGUGAUGGGUCAGAACAAGCUCUUCUCACUGAAUUGAAGGCACUUGAAGAGCAUCUCAAGGCACAUGGCCCGUAUGUUGCUGGUGAGAAGAUUAGUGCUGUAGAUUUAAGUUUGGCCCCAAAACUAUACCAUCUUGAUGUUGCUCUUGAUUAUUUCAAGAAGUGGACUGUCCCGGCAGACCUCACUAAUGUCCUCAACUACAAGAAGCUGCUAUUCUCACGGGAAUCGUUCGAGAAAACAAAGGCUGAAAAGAAAUAUAUCAUUGCAGGAUGGGAGCCAAAAGUCAAUCCAUGAACUAUUUCUGGAAAUAUAUUAAGAUUUCAAAGCUAUGAAUCCUGGUUGAGUUGGAAUAAGUGUAAGCCAUUGGAAUUUGGAAUAAAUGUUUGCCUAUUAGUAAUAGUGUGUUCUGUGACUUGCUCUAUUAAUUACAUGGCAAUGGACAUUGGUAAUGUUCUCUGAUCA
Messenger RNA from Cannabis sativa, 973 nucleotides. Its product is annotated as glutathione S-transferase DHAR2. The transcript is spliced from 6 exons. Bases 164 to 805 code for a protein of 213 amino acids. Gene Ontology annotation, molecular function: glutathione dehydrogenase (ascorbate) activity. Gene Ontology annotation, biological process: ascorbate glutathione cycle; cellular oxidant detoxification; protein glutathionylation. NCBI's taxonomy places the organism in Eukaryota, Viridiplantae, Streptophyta, Magnoliopsida, Rosales, Cannabaceae. The record is from RefSeq and is a predicted model, not a curated record.